Messenger RNA from Mesorhabditis spiculigera, 975 nucleotides. The record is from the annotation of a GenBank genome assembly. NCBI's taxonomy places the organism in Eukaryota, Metazoa, Nematoda, Chromadorea, Rhabditida, Rhabditidae.
AUGAGUUCAUCGAGCGAGGAAGAUGACGAUCUUCUAUCUGGAAUUCUGCGGGGCGGUGAAGAUGACGAACCUCCGAAGAGGAGGGGGAGAAAACGGAAACUGCCACUACCGGAAGCUCUACCGCGUGGCCCGGAUGUGGAAACGGACCAAGAAUUUCGUGAACGACUAAUCUCGGUGACCGAGAAUAUGAUGUACUCGGCAGGUGAUGGUCCAUCUCCGCUCUCGCAAAACGUUGAUCUCGCCAUACGACUGGCUGCCGAGAUCCUGAGACCACUUUUUCGGAAUUUACCACGAUGGAAAGUUAGACAUGAGCAUACCCCUUUGGCUAUUGUACUGAAUCGAAUGCGGGUGCGGCCAGAUUUAAUAAGCAGGCUUUUACAGCGAAUCACGGUGGCUGCGAAUAUCAAUGAAACUGCCAAUCAAGUAGACGACGGCGACAAUCAGAAAACAUUUGCUGAAGAACUGGUGGAUCCGACCGGAUUGAAACUGCCGUUCUGUGUUGCCCUAACCGACCUCGGAAUGGAUCCAAAUGGGCUUUUGGCCAUGACAGACGAAAUAUCCGCGGCUCGGUUGGAACGGAUCGUGCAGCGAACAAAUGGGAUGAGUCCACUCGCAUACGGCCUAUUUUCAGACGCCCGAAAAGCAGCAAUUUGCAACUUCAACAGUAAAUAUCGAAACGAAGCAGCUUCGCUUUGCCGUUGGCUAGGAAUGAAAAGUCCCCCAAAAGUCGUCGUCUUUGCUGCUACAUUUCUUUUCAAGGAAAUCAUAACACAGUUCACCGACCAUGCAUCUCGAAUUGCCAAAGAUGUUUGGUUGGUCGAGCGGAUGCAGGAGAACCGACCGGGCGUGGGCGGUGCAGACUCCCAUCACCCCGUCCCGAUCUCAACAAGACACUAUCGUUCGGCCCUCGUCCGCAAUAAGCGAGUUAAAAAUGGCAAUUUCCUAUUUGGUCCUUUGGUUAAUUCUUUGAAUCAA